AUGGCAGGUCUGGAUAACCAGACCAAGAUCAUCGCUCUGCUUGGUAUUGAUAUCGUUUUUUUCUUCAUCGAAAUUAUCAGUGGAUAUGCUGUAGGCUCUCUUGCUUUGGUGGCGGACAGUUUCCACAUGCUCAAUGACAUCAUGUCCCUCGUUGUUGCUUUGUAUGCUGUAAGAUUAGUGCAAAAAGGUGGUCAAAGCCCGAAAUAUUCGUACGGAUGGCAGCGUGCGGAAAUUCUUGGUGCUUUAUUCAACGGAGUGUUUCUGAUGGCCUUGUGCUUUAGCAUUUUCAUGGAGGCGCUAGAACGCCUCAUCGCUAAGCCUCAAGUUUCAAAUCCACAUGUAGUAGUAACUGUGGGUUCGCUAGGCCUUCUUUCAAACAUUGUGGGCCUUUGCCUAUUUCAUGGGCACGGUCAUGUUCACGGGCACAACCACAGCCAUGAUCAUGGUCACGAUCAUGAUAUUGAGAAUGGCACAUCCCACCACCAUGAUAUGGAACAGGGACACGAGAAUCACCACGUGCACAAAUCAGACCGUGACCAACAUCAAAAUGGCAAUCGUGAAGGACGGCAGCAUCUGCAUGGUCAUGAGCAUGCCCAUGGCCGCAGGACAGAAAGUGCGACAGAGCGAACGACUCGUACGAAGAACGAAGAAGCUGAACUUGGCCAGAAAGUGCGUGACAUCGUAGGUCAUCCUGCCAAGGCACGCGCAUUUGUCAUGGACAAGGCACAUUCGCUCGGGUAUGACACCGCGUCUUCGAAACAUGAUAGUGAGCACCAUCGCCUGUUGUCACCUCGUACAACUUCAAGCUCUUACGGGGCAGUCAAUUUGCCGAGCGCCUCAGUGUCACCAUCGCGCCAACGUCGCCUGUCACAUGCUGAAGCUUCUACCGAGGAAGAUGUGCGCCGGCACCGUCAGUCCAUUGGCUCGGGUGCCCACACCCACGAUAACAUGAACAUGACAGGCGUGUUUUUGCACGUGCUAGGUGAUGCCAUCGGCAACGUUGGCGUCAUUUUUGCCGGCGCAUUUAUCCUUUUCACAGAGUACAGCUGGCGCCAUUACGCUGAUCCGGUCAUCUCUUUUAUUAUUGCGUGUAUUAUAUUCCACUCUGCUUUGCCUCUGGUAAAGUCAGCAUCGUUUAUUCUCCUCCAAGGCGUCCCAACAACUGUUUCGUUGGACGGCGUGCGCGAUUCGGUACUUCGUAUUGAGGGUGUUUUGAGUGUGCAUGACUUGCAUGUAUGGCAGCUGAAUGAGAACAAAAUCGUCGCGAGUCUGCACGUCAUGGUUGACUGCUCCGGUGAACAGACCACACGUUAUAUGUUCAUCGCUGACCAAGUUCGCAGAACAUUGCACAUUUGGGGUAUUCAUUCGUCGACGAUCCAGCCAGAAUUCGUUCCCGGCGGAUUGAAAGAGGCAGCGGAACUAAGUGGUGUGGCUGUUCAGGACCGUUUUGAUGAGCAUGGUCGUCUGCUCACGCCCGACGGUCAUCUUGUGAGAGAAGAAGUCGCUUCCGGAUUGAACUCCGCGUGUCUUUUGGCGUGUGAUGGCGACGAGUGUCGCGAUGCUCAGUGUUGCGAGAUGCCCUCUUCUGGCAAGAGUUCUGCUACUCCGUAG
Malassezia globosa CBS 7966 is the source of this 1611-nucleotide messenger RNA. RefSeq lists its product as uncharacterized. The transcript has a single exon. Gene Ontology annotation, molecular function: zinc ion transmembrane transporter activity. Gene Ontology annotation, biological process: intracellular zinc ion homeostasis; zinc ion transmembrane transport. Gene Ontology annotation, cellular component: membrane. NCBI's taxonomy places the organism in Eukaryota, Fungi, Basidiomycota, Malasseziomycetes, Malasseziales, Malasseziaceae. The record is from RefSeq and is a predicted model, not a curated record. The coding region runs from base 1 to 1611 and encodes 536 amino acids.